Molecule: messenger RNA, 2108 nt
Organism: Aspergillus versicolor CBS 583.65
Lineage: Eukaryota; Fungi; Ascomycota; Eurotiomycetes; Eurotiales; Aspergillaceae
Exons: 1
Coding region: 171-1814 (547 amino acids)
Biological process (GO): carbohydrate metabolic process
Molecular function (GO): hydrolase activity, hydrolyzing O-glycosyl compounds
Source: RefSeq, a predicted model, not a curated record
GCCAUUUUGCGUUUCAGAUAUAGGCCUGAACUGGUCCCUAGCUGGCCUCUUGCCCUGCAGAUCACUCGACAAGGCCUUGAUAGGCGCAUUCUGCAUAAUACCAUCAGACAUCUGGUCGUUGCCAAGUUCCUAGUGUGUCUGACAGUACUCUCAGGCGACUCAGAUUGAUUAUGGCGGCAUCAACGUCUGCAGGUCCUAUAUAUCCCUCGCAGUGGCACGAUCCUUCGUUAUUCAUAUAUUUACCCCUCUCCAAGGCGUGGAAGCUCAAUAUGGGUAUGAGAUCGCUUAUUGGGAUUACGGUUGCCCUUGCAGCAGGGAUUACACAGGCUGUAGAGAUCGAUGGCUCGGAUCCUGUUACUUUCACGUCCAAGGGCAACCCUAUCUUGGCUGAUGGCUCAUGGUACUCUGGCGACCCUGCACCGCUUGUCGUGAACAACACGGUGUACAUUCUCAGCGGCAAGGAUGAUGCACCACCGGAUACAAACUCGUUUGUGAUGCCUCAAUGGGGCAUGUUUGAGUCGGCCAGCCCUGACCCGGCGGGCUCAGAGUGGACGUUAUAUCCCAACAUUGCGGCGCCAUCUGAAGUGUUUUCCUGGGCAUCUGAGGGCACCGCAUACGCAGCUCAGGUUGUUCAGGGCCCUGACCAGAAAUUCUAUCUGUAUGCGCCCGUGACGGAGGCGAACUCGCCCAACACCGACCCAUUUGCUAUUGGGGUUGCUGUAUCCGACAGCCCUACAGGGCCCUAUGAAGAUGCCCACCCGGACGGUCCGAUUGUGUCCCAGUCAGUUCCGACAGGGAAUGACAUCCAGAACAUUGACCCGACCGUCCUUGUUGACGAAGAUGGAAGCGUUUACCUCUACUUUGGCACGUUUGGUCGUCUUCUGGGGUACCAACUCGACAGCGACAUGACCACGAUUACCGGCGAUGUCAUUGAAGUCGACACAUCGACGUUGACUGGGUAUUUCGAAGCCCCGUGGCUGAUGAAGAGACAGGAGACAUAUUACAUGGUAUAUGCCGCCAACAACGCGGGCGCGGAUUCGCCAUGCACGCCGACUUCCUACCACGCAUGCAUUGCAUACGCCUCCUCCUCGUCGCCACUUGGCCCGUGGACAUUCCAGGGCGUCGUGCUGCACAUCGUCUCCUCCACGACCUCCCACCCGGGCGUCGUCGAAAGCAAUGGGAGCUGGUACCUUGUCUAUCACACUGCGGACGCAGAGGGCGGAUAUCAUUUCCGACGCAGUGUGGCCUUUGACGAGCUCACCUGGGACGAUUCGCAGUCUCCCCCGACCAUCAAUACUGUCAAACAGACAUUUGCACCACAGAGUGACCCAGAGCAAACGCGCAACAUUGCGGGCGCAGCCAAUGCGAGCUCUGAGAAUGCAACCCCGAUUCAAUAUUGGGUGGAAGCUCUUCACGACGGCGUUAUCAGUGUCAACCCACUUCCACCGGACAUCUGGAGUUCGUAUGACGGCACGAACUCUCUCGGGGAGAGUACUGUGGUGUAUUCCUGGGACUCGGCAGUGACGCUGAACGGUACGGCAAUGGUCUUUUUCGCGGACCAGCCGGCGGGCGCAUCGGAAGGCGUGGCGCCCCCGACUGCAUGGCAUGUCGAGUAUUUGGAGAAUGGAUCUUGGACGGAGGUGUCCAAUAGCUCGCCCUAUCCGCUAGAGGUCUCCGAUACUCCGGUUGAAGUGGGAUUUGACCAGAUAGAGACAACGUCCAUCCGUGCUGUCUUGUCUGCAUCCGGGGGAAGCGGGGGGUAUGCGGGCGUGGGAAUCAAGGAAUGGUACGCUUAUGCGCCAACUGCGCAGUAGCUGACAGUGUAUCUUGCUUAGCUAUCUAGUGGCAUGUAUACUAUUCUUACCCAGUUCGCGGGUAUAUUACUGAGCCUGGUAUUGCACGUACGGUGAUCGAGAACUGAUAGGCAUUGUUUUGAAGACAGUAUCUCAUGCACUGGCAUAUUAUUAAUGAAAAAUUCGGUGUUUGAUGCGAGAAAGUACGCUUAGGCCUUUCAGUCGCCGAGGAUCUGUGCACCACAUGGGCCGGACUCGUGUUGGAUCCCGAAAUCCAAGCUUCAAGGCUCGGUCGAAGGGGUCGGCGAAGGCUCA